Messenger RNA from Striga hermonthica, 447 nucleotides. Lineage: Eukaryota; Viridiplantae; Streptophyta; Magnoliopsida; Lamiales; Orobanchaceae. The record is from the annotation of a GenBank genome assembly.
AUGGCACCAAAGGCAGAGAAGAAGCCCGCCGAAAAGAAGCCAGCAGAGGAGAAGAAGACGACCGUAGCUGAGAAAGCCCCAGCGGAGAAGAAGCCCAAGGCCGGGAAGAAGCUGCCGAAGGACGGCGGUGCCGCCGCCGGUGAGAAGAAGAAGAAGAGGGCGAAGCGGAAUGUGGAGACCUACAAAAUCUACAUCUUCAAGGUCCUGAAGCAGGUCCAUCCCGACAUCGGGAUCUCGAGCAAGGCCAUGGGGAUCAUGAACAGCUUCAUCAACGACAUUUUCGAGAAGCUCGCCCAGGAGGCGGCGAGGCUCGCGAGGUACAACAAGAAGCCGACCAUCACUUCUCGGGAGAUCCAGACGGCGGUGAGGUUGGUGCUGCCAGGCGAGCUCGCGAAGCACGCUGUUUCGGAGGGGACCAAGGCUGUGACUAAAUUUACUAGCUCUUAA